This is a messenger RNA of Penicillium bovifimosum, 2208 nucleotides long. Its product is annotated as putative transcription initiation factor TFIID subunit. Gene Ontology annotation, cellular component: transcription factor TFIID complex. Gene Ontology annotation, molecular function: protein binding; RNA polymerase II general transcription initiation factor activity. Gene Ontology annotation, biological process: transcription initiation at RNA polymerase II promoter. The record is from RefSeq and is a predicted model, not a curated record. Bases 1 to 2208 code for a protein of 735 amino acids. The transcript has 6 exons. NCBI's taxonomy places the organism in Eukaryota, Fungi, Ascomycota, Eurotiomycetes, Eurotiales, Aspergillaceae.
AUGUCGGCGCCGGGUGGUGCUCCUAGCCCGGUCCCACGCAGCAAUAGCAUGGGACCUAGCGCAAGCGGCACUGGCAUAGGGAUGCCUCAGCAGUCUGUGUCACAGACACCAAUCCAGGCCGCUCCGCAGUCAGGACAGAGUGCCCCUCCGAGUGGUGCUAUGUCACAACAAAAUCUGAACCAAAUAGUUAUCGACUAUCUAGCCAAGAAAGGCUACAAUCGAACUGAGGCAAUGCUUCGGAUGGAAUCUGCCAACCAGGAGAUUGAUGGGCGUCCUCUCCCUCAGUUGGGGGAGGAUUCUCGCCCCAAGACCCGCCAAGGAUUCGAUUUGCUCAAGAACUGGGUUGAGGAAAACCUCGAUCUUUACAAGCCCGAACUUCGUCGCGUCCUCUGGCCGUUAUUCGUUUACUCAUUUUUCAACAUGGUGACGUCUUUCUAUCCUCAGGAUGCAAAAGCAUUCUUUGAGGCAAACAAAAACAUGUUUCUUCCUGAGCACACUGACGAUAUCCGUCACUUUGAACCAAUCAGUUUGCCGGAGCACCUGCAGGAUAACUCCAUCGUUAAUCUGUACCGCACGAACAAAUACCGCCUCGUGUUAAGCAACCCGGCUUACACCAAUCUCCUCCAGUUCCUCGAGAAGGGUGGUUCCGUCAUGAAUGCGAUCCUUAGCAGCUACUGCUCGGUGAAGACUAUGGAUCGAGCAGCGGAUAACAGAUUCAGUUUUGCUGCUAUGCUGGGCCAGAUCGGCGCCGAUCAGACCUUCCCCGCCGAAGACGAGGGAAUCCCGGGACAUCAUCCUGGCUCGGCUUAUACUGGCGACAACCCGGCCAUGGCUGGCACCUUGCCCCGACUGAAGCUCGGGAAACUUCCUAUGGAACCGGUUUUGAUGGAGGACGUGCGGGCUGAACUGGCCGAAGAAGACGCGAAGAAGCCUGCGCCACCUGGUCGUAAUACCUUUGUUCAAGAAUUUGACCAGAUGAUCAAGAACGAAGAUGAUGAUGAGGCACCCACUCGCGCCGACAUUCCUUACCCCCCCUCUAUUGAUCGUGACGUCCAGGUUCAGGUUAUGAAGGUGAUGGAGCAUCGCGAUAGGUUCGAGAUCAAAGCUCGCACCGGCGGUGUUGGUCCUGGUGUCAGCGUUUGCAUGUUCACCUUCCAUAAUACUUAUGAUAGCAUUAACUGCAUCGAUUUUUCGGAUGACAGCAAGCUUGUCGCCGCCGGAUUCGCGCAUUCAUACAUUCGAAUUUGGUCUCUGGAUGGCUCGCCCAUUCAAGCCGCUUACCCGGAUUUGGAUGAUCUGCCGCCUACCAAUUCGCGCCGAUUGAUUGGCCACUCCGGCCCUGUGUAUGCUGUUGAAUUCCAGCCGUGCGCAACUGCUCGCGAGAACGUUCCGGCCGAGGACAGACACCCUACCAAUGCACGCUGGUUGCUUUCAUCAUCGGCCGACAAGACAGUCCGCCUUUGGUCUCUGGAUUCAUGGCAGUGUAUGGUCGUCUACAGGGGCCACGACCGCCCCGUGUGGGAUGUCCGCUUCGGACCCUUUGGUCACUACUUUGCUUCUGGCGGGAACGACAAAACUGCCCGCUUGUGGGUGACCGACCAUAUUCGUCAGCAGCGUAUUUUCGCUGGCCAUGAUCAGGAUGUGGAUGUUGUGUGUUUCCAUCCUAACUCUGCAUAUGUUUUCACUGCAAGUUCUGAUCGCACUGUCCGCAUGUGGGCUGUUACGACCGGUAACGCUGUUCGCAUGUUCACCGGCCACACUGGCAACGUCACUGCGAUGGAAUGCAGCCGCAACGGCAAAAUCCUAGCCUCCGCUGACGACCAGGGCUGCAUCAUCCUCUGGGAUCUGGCUCCUGGUCGACUGCUCAAGCGCAUGCGUGGUCACGGCCAGGGCGGCAUCUGGUCCCUCAGCUGGAGCAUGGAGUCCACGGUACUCGUGUCUGGCGGAGCUGAUUGUACCGUGCGUGUCUGGGACGUCGCUGCGCCCCAGGAGGCCACACAGGGGCGUGUCAUUGCCGACGGAGGCAGCGGAACUCGAAUUGACGGUGGCCCACAGCCAUCUGCUAGCCAGAACAAGAAGAAAAAGGGCAAGGAUGACGUGGUCACUGCGGACCAAAUCAGUGCCUUCCCAACCAAAAAGUCUCCUGUCUACAAGGUCAAAUUCACGAACAUGAACUUGGUGGUUGCUGGCAGUGCCUACUUGCCUUAG